Messenger RNA from Pelagomonas calceolata, 1886 nucleotides. NCBI's taxonomy places the organism in Eukaryota, Pelagophyceae, Pelagomonadales, Pelagomonadaceae. The record is from the annotation of a GenBank genome assembly.
GAGUGUUUAUGCUCCAGGGGCCGCGGGGCGUCGUCCGUGCGCGCUGUCCAGCUCGAAGCGGCUUUGGACGAGAGUGCUGUGGUACGCGACGCAGUCUCAGUCCCUAGGUUAGCACACCGCGCGUGCUAUCGAGGCGGCGACCAAGCCAGGAGAGGAGGCCAAAACAGCUCAAAUCGCUGCCUCCUGUACCGACGCGACAGCCGCUUCAGAGUUGUGAUUGCUGCUUCGCGCGAGCCGUGCUCACUGAGAUAAGGCCGCUGCAAGCGCCACUGUAGCCCCGCGCGCCGCCCCAGCAGCAAUUCCCACCGAGCCACAGCCGGGUGCCGCGCACGCCGCAGAGCGGACAAGCCCUCGCGAGCACGAUCGCGUCGCGCGCGUCGCCGCGGACGGAUUUGGUGAGGGAGCUCCUCGGGUCGCCCCCGGUGCAUUCGGCCAAGGCCGUCGCGGAGGCGCCGCUGACGUACCGGAAGGCAGCCAUGGCCGAAGCAAAUACAACAAUGGGCGACUUGUUUGGAGAGUCGAGCGGCGAGGAAGAAGAAGUCGCGCCGGCGGCGGCCGUGCCGGAUCCGCCGAAGGCCCGACGGCGCAUCAUCGACGACGACGACGACGACGACGAAGACGACUUCGCGCCGGCGCCGCCGAAACCUCCAAGUAAACCAGACGCGUCCAUGAGCGACCUGUUUGGAGCCGACAGCGACGAAGAUCAAACAGAAAAGAAGGACGAGACCCACAAGAUGGAGGACUUGUUCGGCGCUGAUAGUGAUGAGGACAAGCCCGCCGAAUCGAAGCACCGCAUGGAGGACCUGUUCGGGGACGACGAGGAUGAGGAACCCGUAGCACAACCGGUCGAAGCUCCUACUAGAAAGCUCCAUCCCAAGAAACGUAUCUUGGUGAAGGGCGACAAGGUCGAGAAGUUGAUCCUGCCAGAAACACCAGCACCCUCGGCCACGGCAAAAGCCGCAGUUUUACGAGUGCCCAAAUUUGUCGCCUUCGAGCAGUCCCCGUGGGACCCGGACAAGCCCCAGAAGGAAUACGACGAAGGCCAGGCCGUGCUGCGGUGGCGGCUCGAGAAGGAUAUUCUCACGGGUGAGUCGAUGCUCGAUGAAAAUAACAAACCGAAAUGGACCAGUAACGGGCGACUCGUGAAGUGGUCCGACGGUAGUAUGCAGUUGAUUGUGGGGAGCGAGCGUUACGACAUUGUCGAGAGACCGAUGAAGUCGGAGCGACUAUGUCUGCAGGCCAAACCCAAGUCGGGCGCCAUGUGUCUCGUCUCGCAGAAGGCGCUCGAGACGGAGAUGCGACUGAGGCCUCCAUCACUAUCGUCCGAAGCGCAUAAGGCCUUCUCAUUGAGAACUAAAAAAGCAGUGGUGAAAGCUAAAGGGGUCAAGGAGUUCUUCGCGACUUCCGAUCCGGAGAUGGACAAGCGGGCCCGAGAAAAACAAAAGGACGAGGAGAUACGACGCGAGGCGCGUAGGAAGGCGCGGGAGGCGCGCGGGAAUUACUCGGGAGGGGGCUACGGUGGCCGGGCCGCGGCGGGCAUGAACCGCGCCUUCCUCGAAGACGACGAGCCGGGCUUGUAUGAUGACGUCGGCGACGUGGGCGCGCUCAAACGCAGCACCAAGGCCGCCACGAACGAGGCCAUUUUUGGGGAGAGCGACGAGGAGGAGGAUGAUGGUGGGGACUUUGAUUCGAGGAUGAAGGCGGCGGGCCGGGCAGCUUCCGAUGACGAGGACGAGGACGAGGCUCCUAAAUCAGCCACAAACGCGGACAUCUUCGGCGAGAGCGACGACGACGAGGAGAUGGCCGAGGCGCCGCCUCCAUCAGAACCUGCCGUACAACGGAAGCGGCGCGUCAUCGCCGACGAGGACGAGGACGAGGACAUGUAG